AUGCCAAAAAGGAAAAAGAAUUCGACCAACGACGUUUUAAUAAAGACGACUAACGGCGAUCGGAGCCAUAAUAACUCGUUUAACAUGAAGAGUUUGAGCUCUGAGGAAAGUUUGGCGAAGAAAGACGAUGAAGAUGAUCUACGCCAGGUAAGCUGACCAGAUUUCCCGUGACCGUGACAUAGACAAUGAUACCUUUGAUUGACUUAAUUUGUAGGAAUCGGGAAACGGAAAAAUGAAAAUGCUUCGUUUAUAAGUGGAAGUGUACUUUGCCCUUAGUACUACCCACUUAUAAGUGGAACAAAAAAAAUUACAAAGACAAGUAGGGAAAUGAAACAAGGUAGAGUUGACAGCUCAAAGUUAAAAUGGGAGGCAAACAAGUUGGCUAUUUACAAGAGAGCACCAAGAAAAAAGAAGAAACCUCUCUUGCUAUGUAGCAAGUUUAACCUCUCGCCCAAUCAUAUACCCGAUGCUCUCCAGGUCACUCUCCAAGGAAGGGCAUGAAACCGUGAGUAAAGAUUGCUGGAAAUAAUUACGCGUGAUACACUGAGGCUGUAUUCACACUAUACAGGAUAGUUUUUGCGCCGUCUCCAAAACCAUACCGUAUAGGCUUCUGUUCACAUAUAAUAACAGUGAUUUCGGCGCGAUUUCGGAGCGAAGCAGCGCCCACGCUGAUCUCGAAAGUGGAGAGUGACAAAUCGGAUAGCAGUUCAUACUAUACCGAAUUGAAUCAUUUCUCAUUAAUUAAAAACUCGGUUACAUUUUUGCAGACAGCCAAUGUGGCGACCAUCUUUUUGAGGCUCCGGCCUGUUGAAUAAAGUAGGUUUGAAACAGGAACUUCCGCCUGGUGCAGAGCCGAAUCUUUAUGAUGUUACGUUUGCGUGAUCUGAUUGAAAUUUACAUUCUUGGCCUGCAUUAAAAAGUUUACAUAGGAAGUGUUGAGGACAUUUCAAACUCUGAAAAGACCCUAUUAUGAAAAGAAUGGGAUUAACAUAAGUCAACAUAGGCAAAAAUCACCCGAAUCACGCAAGAUAUUUGAUUGAUUUUCUUGGUACUAUACGCCGAACAAAGAGCAAAAAUUGCUCAGAAAAUGUAUUCAAGUUCUGCUCAAGGACUUCUGCUAUUUGACAGAGAAUGUAUGGAUGUAUCUCAGAAUUACAAGGUUAUCGUUUGCAAAGUUACUAAGAAUGCAUAUCCAAAGUAACUGCAACUGACAGAAGCAUUUAAAAUACACUUCGCGAGAGAUCACAGUUACCAGAACUAAGUCAUCCGGGAUUUGAGUUUUCUCAAUAUUAGUCGCCAUUAGAUGCUUAAAUAUUGCAAAUCAACCUGUUUUAAGAUCAUAGAUAAUAAGUUUGCUUUCUAAACGUUGAAUUAACUUGCAGAAAGCCCCUAAAUCACAGCAACUCCAUCAGGCUGCCAUGUCCGGUGAUGAAGGAACUGUGGAGGCAUUGAUUUCCAAAGGAGUGGGUGAGUGAUAUUAUCCCCUCUUCCAGCGAGAAAGUGUAAGCAAGACUGCAUUAUGAUUAACGAGAACAAUAGUUUAAUCCUUAGAGGAAAAUGAAGGAAUAUAUCGCACUGAUAUGAUCUAGAUGGGGCUAGGAUGAGAUGCUAGGUAGUGGACUGCAGCAGCCAGAGAUUAUUUUUAAACUUAUGCGAAGUGAAAAGCCAUAUGAAAGUUCACAUUUUUUCAAAUUGUAACCCCUAACUACGUUAUCAAAAACUACUCACGAGGUUUUAGGACCCCAGAGCUGCAGACCAUCAGGUGAGAAGGGGCCCAGGACCGUUUAACAAUCUGGGAUCCAAAUGAAGGGUUCCAGUUUCCUCAAAUUAUGCUGAUGUUUUUAUGUAACUUAAAUUGUAAAGAUCUGGGCUCCAGUCUCCACCCUUGGGUGAAUGUAUCUAACUCUCUAUGCUUUUGCAAUGUUGUUUGAAUAAAACCGAUCUCAGAGUGAAUGAUGAAGCUUUUGAUUUAAUUUUAAGUCUGUGGACGAAAUCGUGUAGUGCAAUCAUUCGCAUGAAACCUCUUCAGCAGCACUUCUACGUGGUACUUGUUUUGUACUUAGUUCUAGCUUUUGAGUACAUGGACAAAAUCCUGCGGUCAGGGGAGAAACCUCCGGUGCAUCUUUCACAUAGCACUUUUUGUUAUUCAGCACCUCACUUUGGCCACUUGUAGGAAGGAAGAUUAACCAAGUCGUGCAAAUAAAACAUACCGUAAAUCCUCUAUUAAGCUCCCUCCCCUCUCAUAUAAGCCCCCACUCUCUAAUAACCGCUUCCCCGCUUUUUUUUUCAGGGGAAGAAAGUUAAUAAGCCCACCUCUCUUUUCAUUAUUCCUCGCUAAUAAAUGAUAGACUGUAUUAAUCAUUCACGACUGCAAAACGUCGUGUGGUCUGAUCUAGGACGGUUUAUUCACCAACUCGAAGUUCGGAUUUGUGUUUGAUCCUCUGCUGCAUGACCUCCAACUUCUUGUACUUGAGCUUUUCCACUUUGUAUUAUAGUUCUUUAUGGAGAAGGUAUAUCAUCGUGUUUGCUAAAUUCAAUAAUCCACCCUCUCAAAUAACCCCCGUCUCUAUUAAGCCCACCUCAAAUGUGUUUGAAAUAAAUAAGCUCCCCGGGAAGGGGCUUAAUAGAGGAUUUACUCUGCGUUCGUGCCCUUCAUCGCAGAUAUUGGUGUCACAGAUGGGUUCGGUCGCACACCUUUACACAAUGCAAUUCUUGGAAAGCAGAUGGGAAUAGUAGAGAUGCUCCUCAACAAGGGCGCAGAUGUCCAAGCUCAAGAUGAGAGGAAGGACACACCACUACACACAGCUGUGAGAGUAGGCGACGAAAGAAUACUGCAGGUAUAGAUUACGGGUGACACGAGUAAGAUCAUACUUAAAGAUACCUUCACGAUAUCGGUCAUUUCUUCCCCAAUGCUAUCUUGAUUUCGGCCUUUGUGCUCCACGUUGGGGCUAAGCGUGUGGGCAAUCCGCCCUCACUGACAAAACAGAGUGGCGCCACUAUAAGCUAAAGAGGAACCUGGUAAACUUUUUGCCUGUGGAAAUCCGGAAUCGGGAAUCCGGAAUCUAGAAUUCAAGACUGUCUUGGAUUACCUUACAUGAGGCGAACGCCCACCUACUCCCACCCUAAGCCAACAUUUACAGUAACUUCUCACUUAAGGCAAAGUGUUGGCUUAGGGGAGGGGUAAGUGGGCAGUUUCCACGUAUAAUGAACCAGACGAACAGUAAAUUUCGGUAGCAGGAAAUUACCUUUCUGCUAGAAAAAAGCAGCUAAAACUGCAAGUUGAUUGAUAAGUUUUUAAUUUUCCGCCAUCGUUUGUGUCAUUAGGCGCUGCUGCGAAACUCACAAUGUGACGUUAAUUCCGCUGGCCGCGCUUGUGUGACUCCCCUUCACCUGGCAGCUGGAAUGGAUCGAGUUAACGUCUGCAAGAUACUGGUAAGUAUGAUGAUGGUGACGAUAACGAUAGAAGUCUAUCAAAAAAUUGUGAACGCUCAGGGUGCAGGGGUCGAGCUACACACCUGAGUUGCAAAUGCGCGUGGGAGGAUGUUAAGCACUAAAAAGGGGUAAGGAUAGGAAGAGGCCGACAAGAGCGCGUAUGCCUUGGGCCAAAUGUAAACGGUUAGUUGACCAGUUAGUGCGCGCGAUUUACUUUGCUUAUGUUAUAAUUACAGUGUUGAUGACGAUGAUUAUGGUGAUUAGUGUAACAAAAUGAUAGCAAUGAUGAGUCACGUCCAUUAUACUUCCUUUCCGUUUCUUCUCUUAAGUGAUAAAUAUUUUGUUAUUAAAAACGCUUUCAUAGCCAUCGAACGUUUUUAUUCAUGGUUUAGAUUGAACAUCGUGCAAGGGUUGACAUAAUGGAUGAAGACCAGAUGACUCCCUUGGGUCACGCGGUAGAAAGAGGGGCCAAAGAUGCUGUGGAGUACUUCUUUCACUACAGUAAACAAAACAUUUUCCCUUAUUACUACAAGGAAUAAAAUCGUUUAAUGUACUUUGGAUGGAAGUCUAAAUUAGAAACCUAGGGCGCGAUCCAUUCAACCAUAAUUUCCGGAAAUGGAAUCGGUUCGGUCCAACCGGAAAAGUUUCGAAAAAACGGGUCCACCUUCUGAGGUGGACCACUUUUCCCGGUCGGACCGGUUGGAAUUUUAGUUAAAUAGAUCGCGCCCCUAUUGUCAACAAAGAUGUGAUUUGGCCAACAUUGUUUGCUUUCAGUCAAAACUCAGCAGCUGAACUUGGAGUCGUUUCUUUACAAAGCGGAUAUGGAUGGGUCGUCUCUUUUACAUAUGGCUGUAGACAGCGGCAACCUGAAGGUUAGCUACUGAUAAAUUUCUCCGUAUUUAUGUAGUAUUAAUUGUAACCUGCCCCUGGGAAUACUUGCACGAAUUUAAUCUUGUCUUUUAGCAACUUGUAAAACUGGAGGUCAUCUUUCUAGUAUGUGAUAACAAGGUACUUGAGCCAAGGAAAUUUUUUUGAAAAAAGACAUAAGAAACCUGUUUGACAGCCUAAUAGGCGCUACCUAUUCAUAUCUUAUCUUUAUCUUUGGCUUAAAAGACACACUAUGGUAUCCGUUGUCGAUUACCAUGAUAAUGAUAAUGAUGAUGAUUAUGAUGAUUCAGUAUGAUUGUGAUUAUGACGAUGCUCAGUAGAAGGUAGACGACGACUUUGACACGGAUCAUAUCCAGAGGUCUGACCGUUAACUCUUUUCAUAAAGGUGACAGUUCUAUUCUUUUACAGAUUGUUGAACUGUCUUUGCAGAGUGGUGCAAGAGCAAGAUAUCCAAAGGUUGGUUUAUAAACUUAAUUGUAGGAUGUAAUAUGGUCUAGAGCUAGCAUAGCGUUGAGUUUGUUGAUACGCGUCUGAUGAUUAGCCUUUAUUAUACGUUAAAGAAAUAACAUAUAGGGGUCCUGCUAAUGAAAUAAGACAUUUUCAUGCAAGGCUACGCCAUUUUUAUUUGCAGGCCUCCGACAGAAGCACAGCGUUUCAUUUGGCAUGUGGACAAGGUUCUCUCGAGACCGUAAAACGUUUGGCCAAUCAUGACCCUUCCAUCUGUCGAAUAAUGCUGAUUGACUUUAAAGGGCAAACUCCUCUUCACAAAGCUGCCGCGAGUGACCACGUGCAUGUCGUCGAAUAUCUUCUAGAUCAGGUAAAAGUGGUUAAUUUCAACACGUCAUAAUUAUGGUUUCUCGUUUAGUCACCUGAUUCCUUCUGUAGGCUUUCGUUGAGUUUCGAUCCAACUUAGCGGCAUAAAUUCAUACAUGCCACACAGUUUUAAUUAGAUUUCAAAGGAUAUGAUCGAAAAAGAUUAGGUAUGAAAAACGUUGCAAGCAAAAACCUGUCUUGCAAUAACCAUCUGUUGAAGAUUACUAUCUUCUAGAGCCAAUUUCAUUUGGCAAUUUAUCCUUCAUAUCACAUAGGGUGCCGCUGUGGAUCCCCCUGAUCGAGACCGCUGUACCCCCCUCUUCAGAGCAGCAGAGAAGGGAGGCGUUGAGACCAUUCAAUUGUUACUCGAGCGAGGCGCUGACGUCACAGUCAAAAGCGUACAGCAAAAAUCAGUUCUUCAUGCCGCUGUUUCUCAUCCUGGUGCGAUGGAGAUUCUUCUAAAGGUGCGUUCCUUUACAUAACUUACAAAUCAUGUGGUUAGCUGAUACAGAGUGUUUUCACUCGCGUGGCCAGCGUCUAUGCAUAUUUAUUGGAACAAAAGAAAGCUUUUGUAUGCGAAAUCCCACAGGAUUGGUUUGGGACACCAACAUGGCCGCCGUUUCAUUGUCUUGGGACACCAAUAUGGCUAAUAGAGCUCAAUCCCAAAAGGCCUCAAAGAGGCCAUUUCCAAGUUCCACAAAAUUAAACUCUCGCUAUUCAAACGAGGCUAAGUGAAAAACCUUUCUUGGAAAAUGAGUCAGUUAUCUGCAUGGGAUUAAGAAAUUCAUUUUCACAUCAAUGGCUUCCUACUUAGCCUCGCUUUAAAACAAAGGUUUAAGAGGAACUCGGGAAUUGUCUUUUGCUUUGCCAUUGGAUAGAAGAUGGCCAAAAUGGUAGCGUGACUAUAACGAUUUAUUUCUGUCCAUUAAUUUUCCUUUACAUAUCCUUUCUGUACUCGUUGUCUCCUUAGAAGGCCUUAUAACAACAUUUUGUCUCAGCAACUUUUUCUAAGGAAUUAGACAAGUUCAACAAUUUAUAAUUAACUCGCGUAGAAGCAUCCCUCCUUUAUAUUUCUCCCUUGCAAUAACAUUGUUUUUAUUUUGUUGUUGUUUAAUUUUUUGGAAUAUAAAGGAACCAUCAUCAGCAUAUCUUAUAACUGACAAAGAUCACAGGAGCUUUACACCGGUACAUUAUGCCGCUGGGAAAGGACAAGCCAAGGUAAGAGUAGUAAGUGACAGGGCGAAGAUUUCGAAAGAUCAACUCAACUCAUCAAAUCAGGAUCAGCUCAGUCGGUAGUAAGCGCGCUUGACAGCAGAGCGGUAGGUCUUCGUUUCUUUUGCUGGGGCCGGACCAAUAAUGAAGGUCUUAAAAUAACUGAAAAAAAGGAAGGUGCUACCUUUGUCCUGCGUGCUAAGGGAUAGACCUUCGUGUGGCUCGGAUGACCACGCAAAAUGGCGGUUCUGUAUAAAUAGUGUCCUCAAUUAUUUCUUUGGUGCUAAAUAAAACGACGAUUAUGCCCUACACAAAAGAUUUUAUUUUGAUCUCUCUGAUUGAUAAAGCAUUGAUCACUACUCGCAAGGAGACUAAUAUGGUGAUAAUCCAUCAAAUGAAUCGCUUGUUCUCAAAAAGCCCAUAUGAAUUCGCCAUGCGAUGCACGAAAAUUAACCUGAAUUAACUUGGAUUACCAACACCAAAGCGGAUAUUCCCAAAAUGCUAUUGCUCCGGCUAGACUUUGUUUCCCAUCUGCUAGGACUUCAAAAGAACGAGUAAUCGAAGCCACGAAAUGUGACUUAAAACUAAAAGAAUAAACUACUCAUCAAAGGAACAAUAUGAUUGAUGUAUAGUUAGACUAUGAUUUGUUGCAAAAAUGUUUGGCAGCGACAUUCACUACUGCAGGCUUUGUUGCGUCAUGAACAGGUCCAAACACGCAUGCCCAUAAAUGAUAUAAUUUAUACAUCAAUGACAUGUAUUAGUUACACCCUAAUGUACAACUUUUUUUUAACCUUCUGCAUCUUCUUCAAUUUUUCAGAACAUUUCCCUUCUGAUGGAGACAAAUAAAGCUGCCGCUGGUGUCACAUCAAACGAGCUUGACACACCCCUACACAUUGCAGCCAAGUAAGAUUUAACAAUCGCGGUUUGGAAUAAUAGUGAACAUUGUACAAAUAGUGAUGGGAAAAUUUUACUUUUGUACGGCCGGUUAUGAUUAGUAUAAAGACAAUUGGUAGAGGGAGUUUAGUUGAAUUUCAAAUGAAACACUCACUCUCGUGUUUGAUAAAAUACAUCUCAUUAUUCGAAAAUCAGAUGAAACACUCCUUCUCGUGUUUGAUUUGUACAUCUCAAACUCAUUAAUAAUUCAUAAAUAAAUACAAAGGAAAUUAAUAUUAAAUGAGUGUUUGGAAAUCAAAUGAAAAACUGCUCAUUUUUGCAUCCUUAAUUUUCCUGAUAAAACCGUAUUGUUUGAUAAGUAAUAUCAAGCAUUCGACACAGUGUUUUAUCACCAGAUGAAACAUCUCUAAGUUCGUCAAAAAAACUCCGCUGCGCGUCGUAUUUUCAACUCUCUUGUCGGUGUUUCAUCUGGUGAUGAAACACUGCAUCUCAUGGUCGAUAUGUUACUUGGUUACUUGAAAGUAAAAUAAAAAAACAUGAUUAACUUGUUUCGUUCUAGCACAAUAGGACUUUUUGUUUACUUGUUCUGUUUCAGAUUCGGUUGGUUGGCAAUAGUGGAGAGUCUUUUGGUUGGUCGGAACAUUCGUAUGAUAAACUUACAAAACAACAAAGGAAUGACUCCGCUUCACCUUGCUUGCUGCAAUGGUCAUGAUCAAGUUGUGGUAUUCCUUCUUUCGCAAGGUGCUACGGUAGAAAAGCAAGUACACUGGUCGACGUGUUCCACAGAACAGAGACAAUUACUGAAAACUGCUCGAGAAGGGAACUGGCGCCGAAAUGUGUCCCGCAAUUGCUUCUGGGAACGUUAAAAUGACGUGCCGCUCAGCUACUGGCCAAUUUUUCCCCUGUCCCUAAAACAGUCCCAGAAGUCUUUGCGAAUGUAAACUCGCCCCAGUUUCCCUCUCGGUUCUUUAGUGGCGAUUUGGCGAUACAUUUUGGAAUAAAACAGGAAACUGAGAACUGUUUUUAAAGUUAAGUAGGCAUACUUUGUAACAGUUUAAAUUUUGAGAUGAUCAGAUUUAAACUCCUCUUGGUUUCAGGGAUCAGCAUGAAAAGACGCCGUUACAUCUGGCGGCCAUUCGAGGAUCCAAGAGAUGUGUGGUGUCUAUUUUGGAAAAGCAUCCUGACUGCCUAAACGCUGUCGACGAAAACAAGGUUAACAAUUUCUCUCUUCAAUUCAACGAUGAAACCUCGAGAAGUGUUUCUCUGAUUUUUGAGGCUUUAGACAAAAUUCCUAGUUUAAUGAGAACUUUUCAACUUCCCUUUGUACUGUUUAUUAUGCUGCACAAGGUGGCUCUGACUUUUGAGUCUGAUCUGUGGAUGAAUUACUGCAAUGCAACCAGUCAAAUUAAAGCUGUCAAGUAGUACUUUCCCCUGGUUAAGUUUUUUAUAUUGUGCAAGGUAGCUCUAACGUUUGAGUGCGUCGACAAAAUGCUGUCUAUCAUGAGACCAAUUUUAAAUGGAUCCUCCUUGGGACUUUUUUUCUCAUGGCACUACUUGUUCAGUGUAGUUUUUCAAAGCGAAAUUUUACAUUUGAUAUUGAAAACAUACUUUUCAGUAUCUUAUGCGUUAUUCCCAUUUUUCUCUCAGUUAAGAGGCUAAAGUAAUUAUUCAAGGGGUUAAUAAACCUUUUGUUCCUUACAGAACACAGCAUUGAACCUGGCGUCAUUUGAAGGACAUGAUGAAAUUGUUGUUUAUCUGAUGUCACAAGAGGAUCAAGAAAUCUUAAUGAACUCAUACAAUCAAAACCUCUUGGACAUCGCCCUGAACGAAGAAAAGCGUAACGUUGCUAUGGCAAUUGCUGAACAUCCCAGGUGAAUAUGAUGCAAGCAUGCUAGUCUGCAAAGCAGGCAUAUUUUGCAGUGCGAUCGAUUUGGACGUUCAAACUGACCCACAGUUGGGGCGAGUGAAAAAAUGAUCAUUACAGGGAAAUCUCAGACCGCGGCCUAGAUGUAUUGACCGAGCGAUAGCGUAAUGACUGGACGGACGUCAGGUUAAGUUAUUUAUCAUAUGGUCUUUUCUUUAUGGACCUGAGCCAGCUCCCCAGUCCCCCUCUACUUUUCAUCGCUAUCUUUACUUCGCACCGCUCUCCACUAUCUGAACGCUUGGAACAGGCUAAUAACUGAUCAGCGGAUAACUUUAAAAACACGUAACCUCAAUGAGUCGUACACUUCAGCCCGCUAUACAGUCAUGUAAAAUUGGUCAGCGGAUACACUUUCUGACAGCUGUCGAUCAAUUGACCAUAACAUGGAUUUCCAUAAGAAUGGCCACUAUCAAGUUAAACACAGAUGGUAAAUGCCUUGGACACCUAGCCAGAAAAGCCUGGUCAACACAGGAAAAUAAUGCCCGCUUAGCAGCCAAUCGGAGCGCGCGUACUAUCGUAGCCAUAUACACUGUAAUAAUAUUGAUGAUUUAGCUGCCUGGAGUUAAUUGCAGCUUCAUUUUCUUUGUUUGUUGGUACUUUUAAGGUGGAGAGAGAUCUUGUCAUCCUCAGCUCCAGGCUCCCUCUUAAUGAUGCAAGCGCUGGUUAUAAAAAUGCCGGACGUUGCAGAGGUAAAACGUCAUUUUUAUCAAAUAGCGGCAUCUAGCUCCCCGUGGAAAUGCCAUAUUUAUGUUUUAAGAGACUUACGAUAUAUAACAAUAUAAAAUAAAAAAUUUGUCUUCCUUUAGCGCAUUUUAGAUCAAUGUGUUGUGGAAGAAGGUGACGAAAUGAAACCAGAAUACAAGGUGCGUCGAUAAAUCUUUUUCUUCCCUACUAAAAGACUAGUCUAUCUAUUCAACAACGCGACCAAGUAUGGAGAGGUACGAGACGAAUUCGUUAGACUCAUAUGAGCCUGCGAGCAAGCUCUCCUAUUUGGGCAUGCGAAGUGAGCCUCGUGAGAACGCGCGAGCGAGCGAGGGGCCCCUCGCGGCUUUGCCGCUCGCUCGCGCGUUCUCGCGAGACUCGCUUCACUCGCCCCAAUAGGAACGCUUGCUCGCAGGCUAGACUCAUUUAUCAAAGUGGGACUGUUUUAAUUUCAUUGCGCAAUAUUUUUAUAUGUUUUUUCUCGAAGGUUAAGAAAGACUUGACAGUGGUCCAAGCAAAAUAUGUUCCCAAUCCCGAGAAGGACCAGCUAACAGUAUUAAAGGUAACUAAAUAUGACCAGACCUCAUUGAACAAGCGAAUGGAUUUAAUUUAGGCAGCUAUCAUGACCAGUUACUCAAACACAUGGCUUUAAUUAGUCUAUUUACGUACGCCAAUUCCCUUUUUUUAAAGUUCUUUUGUCGGUUUGAUUUAUUUCUCUGGCAUUGAGGUUUGGUCCUUAAAAACCUCAGUAGUAAUUUACGCAAGAAAUAUGCCGAAACCAGUUUUUUUUUUUUUAUUUGAUAUUUUUCAGACGAUGGUCAAAUAUCGCCGUGACAACUGUCUGACUCACAAAGUCAUCUUCACCUUGAUGCAUUUAAAAUGGUGAGUGAUGAAGACACAGUCUUUAUAAUUCCCUUUAAAAAAGGUCCAAGGAUGAUGUAUGUAUAAUUUUUGUGUCGGUGGACUAAACCAGUUACGCACUGAAGAGUGCUUUCCUGUGGUACAAUUUAUUGAAUGUGCUAUAAGAAGCCCUGCAAGGUGUUCCUAGCUUUAUUUGAGUCUGCGGAUGAAUCAUCUGUGGUCUGACCAUUCAAAUAACAGCUACUAAGAAGUAUUUUACUGUUUUUGUGGGCAUUAUUAUCCCCAGCAAUUUCUUUUUUUUUCGAGCUCGUCUAUUACUUUCUUUUUUUUCAUAUUACUGUCUUGUGUAUUCAGUUAACGGCAGCCAUGAAUACCAGCUCUUCUUCUUGCGUUUGUUCAUUGCCCUAAACUAGGCCCUAGCUUUUAGUGUAUUUGUCAAAAGUAUAAAGCAUUGGUACCGAAUGUACUUGAAAUCGUUAUUGUGAACAAUUCUUUUGCAGGAAAAAAUUUGGUUUUACAUCUCUCAUGUUCAACCUUCUCCUCUACCUCUGUUAUCUGGUACCGCUGACCGCUUUGGCGCUAUAUUCACGAGAUAACGAAAAAGAAUAUUGUGCCUCGAACGACUCCGACACAAGAAAAGUAAGAAGCAGAGUAAUUUGAUGCACCUACCAUCUUGAUUAUACAGUCCAGCUACACACCUAUAGACAACACAGACACCUGUGUAACAGUGAAUUUCCACUGUCGCGUAAUGUUUGGGUGCGUCUACCCGUGUAAAUAAAAUAGAGGCUUGCAAUGUAUCAGGUCUCGUGUAAGCGUUAAAGCACGCUUAACUUAUAUGUUUACGAGCGACACUUCAUACGUAAGCUCUAUUUUAUGUACACGGGUAUAAUUUAGGUGCGUAGGCAAGUAAAAAUUGCGCGGCAGUGGAAAUUCACCUCACACUGGAACGUUUGCUACGAUAUUAAUUUGUGAAUUUUUUGCAUUUUAAGGAUUACCUUGAAACCUUACCUAAAGAAAAGUCUCAUUUGGUAAGUCUAAAAGGUUAAUUUUUGAGUGGUAAUACUUUUUGGUUCUUAUAAAGUAUUAAAAGAUGACUCUACUGUUUUUGACUAAUUUACUUCUUUUUUCUUUAUCAUUUUAGAAAGUUCAAGCAUUGACCUUUGUUGUUAUUGUUUUUACUUCUAUUCACUUGGCUAGAGAAAUCUUUCAAAUGGUUUCAAAGGUAAAUGCCACCCACAUUUAAUGGUAUUUCAAAGUUCUGUAUUAUUUGAGCAGAAAUGUUGCGUAACUUAGCCACCGAGUACUACUUUCACUGUCACAACAGGGUCGAUUUACCGCGACCCGCCCUGUUUUGAUUAUAACCAUCAUCGCUUGUAGGCAGUCGGCUAUUGAAACGUCACUAUCGACGUUACUAUCAUUAGAUAAAAGAACAACAAAGCUAUGAAACUGAGGACGGUCAAACCUUUACAUAGCGGCGGCCAUACCAUCGGAACAACCUUUCGUGGAGACUUUGUCCUAAUGUAGAGGUUAUUUUGAGAGAAAUUUGUCCAGUUUGCACAUUGCACAGCCGUUGCGUAGUGCAGAUAUGGCCAUUUUUGGUUGGAAGUUUUAGGCGAGAUAGAGCGGCCGGCGCAAUUGUCUCUGGGAUGGUUACUGGUGAUAUGCCGGUCAGCUAUUGGCCCACGUUUUCCCUACUUCCCUUGUGACCGCCCCAGAAAUCUUUGCGAGAUUUAACUCGGUCCAGUUCUCGUUUCCUUUCUAAAUUGGCGAAUGGAAAGUCAAUGUAUUUACUAGCUUACGCUGUUUUUGUUACUCUUUACAGCGUGCUAAUUACUUCUUUACCUCAUCCAAUUAUUUUGAGUUGGCUGGUUAUAUCACCACGAUGCUGUUUAUCCUGCCUUCUUAUGACUGUAAGACUGGCACGCAGAUUCAGAUUGGAGCUGUUUCAAUGUUUUUUGGAUGGAUGAACCUAAUUCUUUACUUACGAAAGUGAGUAACAGAAAAACUGUAUUAUGGGGUNUGUUACUCUUUACAGCGUGCUAAUUACUUCUUUACCUCAUCCAAUUAUUUUGAGUUGGCUGGUUAUAUCACCACGAUGCUGUUUAUCCUGCCUUCUUAUGACUGUAAGACUGGCACGCAGAUUCAGAUUGGAGCUGUUUCAAUGUUUUUUGGAUGGAUGAACCUAAUUCUUUACUUACGAAAGUGAGUAACAGAAAAACUGUAUUAUGGGGUCGCUCACAGUCGUCUAAGGCGGGGCUGCCCUCUAAUCUACGUUCUUUUUCAUGGUGGGAUCACUCAAAUUAUCGAGAUUCUGGCAUCCAUGGCCCCAGUUUCCAACAUCUAAGCCACUGGAUAAAUCACUAUCUAGUGGAUAAGUCUUAGGGAAACCAAUAGAGUUAUCCAGGGGUUAGAGAUUUAUCUAUAGUGGCUAGAGCCAUCCACGUUUUGAACAACUGGGGCCUGGUCCGAGUUGUUCAACCACAAGAGCUGGAUAUCCCUAUCCACCUGAUGAAGUUUUCUAAUAGUUUAGCUUAGUGUAAAAAUAAGGAAAUCGCGUUAUCCACUGGACAAAUAUUUAUCUACGGCAUAAUGUGAUCCACCUUAUAAACAACUGGCGCCUGACUGAUCUAACACAUGAUAUGUGGAGCCAUAUGCUGCUAUAUUCAUUUUGCGGGCGGCAAUGAAAAAUUAUCAAAAAAUGUCUUUAUUUAGAGGUGUAUGUGUAACCAACGUCUCAAACAUUUGUGCGUAUUAACAGUUUUCUUCACCUUUUUUCUUAGACUUUCAUUUUACGGAUCAUAUGUUAUCAUGCUUGCCACAAUGUUUAAAACGCUGUUAAAGGUGAGAUCUUAUCUUGUCUUGACUUUAAACGUUUUUCCUCAGCCUCUGUACAGUCUUCCGGUCAUUUGCUUAAUGGUUUAGAUAGAUUUAUUCAUUAACGUGUGUGACGAAAAUGCGCAUGGUCGACUCUGAUCGUACGGCUAAACACCUCACAAGACUUCUCUUUUCCUAACAGCCACUCGGCUUAAUUUGCUUGGCUUCAAAUACUACGUGACCAAAAGAAGCGGCGGGAUCUGGGAACGAGAAUGCGCGCAGGCCCAAUGUAUCGCUCUCCAACCUCGUCCCGAAGGAAAAGCCCUGGAAACGAUUUAAAUUUUGGCUUUGCUGCAGUGCAAUUACCGUUUUCACCAAAUAAAGAAACCCACAAACUUCACCCUUCUCAACUCCAAUAGUCCUUUUUGCUGAAACUGUGUUAUGAUGCUCCUGCAUCCUUAGUAUCAUUUCAUCUUCUUCAGAUUUCAUGCUUUUCUUUGUGACGAAGCCAUAGAGUACAUGGAUGGAGCAGAUUUUUUACUAGUGUCUCCCCCUCGUGUGCGCAAUAUCCCCACGACGUCCUACGUUAUACAUUGGAAAAAUCGUCUUUUGCAAUCUUUAUUCAUACAACCUCCUUAAUGAUGCGUUUUUUUAUUUAUAUUCACAAAAGGUCUUGGUUCUGGUCAUCUUAUUUCUUCUGUCAUUUGGAAUAACUUUUUACAUGCUGAUCGAUGAAAAUGUAAGUACAUAGUCUUGCACCUUUAGAAUAGAACAGAAGUACUGUUGUAGUAGUUCAAGUUGUCAUGCUGCCAUGGAAUUUUGAAUUAAACUUUUUUGAUUAUUGAAAUUGACUUACUUGAAUUUAAUUUCUUUUUAGGAAACGUUCAUCUCGCUUCCUCAUUGGUUAUUAACAGUCUUUGUCAUGACUUUGGGUGAACUGAACUACGCUGAUAACUUCAUGCCAUGGGAAUAUCCUUUCUCAAGUCUCGUCAACUUUCUUUUUGUUAUCUUUGUUCUUUCAAUGCCCAUUAUUCUCAUGAACAUGCUGGUGAGACGUUAACUUUUACAUUGCAAAUUCUUGCAAGAGUUUUCUCUUAUAUCUGGAAAAAAAAGAAUUCAGCGGAAUAUUUCGGAGAGCUUCGUUUUAGUUAUGCAGCUUUAACAUAACUUUGUCUUGAUGCUGCCGCAUAAAAACAUAAACCCCUUUCCACUUAGAAAAAGUGAUGCGUCAAUGUAUAUCAAUUAGCUGUAUAAUGAAAUGCUCCUAAUGGAAUCAUACCCUGUAUCUAUCCUGUCUUUAAAAUAAUUUGACUUGUGGUUUCCUACCAUUUUUGAAGGACAAUGAUUCAUGUAGUCAGUCCCUCUUCAAAUUUAAAUCUAAUCUCCUUCUCCCGANAACUGAACUACGCUGAUAACUUCAUGCCAUGGGAAUAUCCUUUCUCAAGUCUCGUCAACUUUCUUUUUGUUAUCUUUGUUCUUUCAAUGCCCAUUAUUCUCAUGAACAUGCUGGUGAGACGUUAACUUUUACAUUGCAAAUUCUUGCAAGAGUUUUCUCUUAUAUCUGGAAAAAAAAGAAUUCAGCGGAAUAUUUCGGAGAGCUUCGUUUUAGUUAUGCAGCUUUAACAUAACUUUGUCUUGAUGCUGCCGCAUAAAAACAUAAACCCCUUUCCACUUAGAAAAAGUGAUGCGUCAAUGUAUAUCAAUUAGCUGUAUAAUGAAAUGCUCCUAAUGGAAUCAUACCCUGUAUCUAUCCUGUCUUUAAAAUAAUUUGACUUGUGGUUUCCUACCAUUUUUGAAGGACAAUGAUUCAUGUAGUCAGUCCCUCUUCAAAUUUAAAUCUAAUCUCCUUCUCCCGACCUGUUCCAGCUGUAAGUCGUACGAAAAGAGAAUGUAUGUCGAAUAUAAAAAUGAACGCAAAACACCCGAGUACUAGCAGAUCUAGUCCGAGCCACUUUUCUCCCACUAAAAAGAGUGGAACUACCUAAAUCUAGAAUUCAGCAGAAAUAUACAUUAUCGUACAGAGCACACCAAGCACUGCAGAAUUCAAAGUCAAUAACAAAUAUAACAAGAACAGUAAAUGAAUAUUUCAUAUUUUAGUUAUUUACCGGUAAGGUAUGGUUGUUAUCUUUUACAGGUUGGUCUUGCUGUUGGUGAUAUUGACAAUAUUCAGAAGAAUGCUACAAUGGACAGAUACGUCACACAGGUAAAUUUUGCCGUUCAACAUCAAUGAUGUACGAUUACGAUUGUAAAUUGUAAGGGAAAAUGGAAAAGGAAGACGUCAAUUCUCUUUUUUAGUUCCACGAAUUGCUCCUCGUUUCCUGCCUUGGUAGGGAACGGUACUCUUCGUAUUACCCACGUUUUACCCACGGAUGAUCUUGGAUUCUGGAUUCCUCACUCUGGAUUCCGGACUGCAGGGACUGUAUUCUAGAUUCUAUGUCCGGGGACCUUGGAUUCCGGAUUACAAUCGUUAGUGUAAUCCGGAUUUCUUGACCUGUAUUCCGGAUUCCAAAGCCCAGGAUUCCAGAUUUCACAAACAAAAUUUCUCGAAUUCCAGAAUCCGGAUUCCCGAUUCCCUUUCAUGGGGCGAAUAUGGAAAGAAAAUGACAAGAAAGGAGAAGAGGAAUCCCUUGUGGAAUGAUCAGAACUUUUACCAUUGGACCAACAUUUGCGUUUUGCGUUUAGCCACUUGACUGUAAGAGAAAGGCAGCGAAAAUUGUGAAAGAACCGUCUGGAAAAUGAUCAGAUCUUGUCCCCUUGAACAAUUUGUCCCGUUUCCGUUUUUAUAUUUCACAAAUUCUUUGUAACUUUCAUUUUUUGUCUUUUAAGUCUUCAGAUAAAUGACAUCUUAAACAACCUUAAGCUUGCACACAUAUUGCGGUUUACUUCAGGUUUGUUUGAGUUGAUGACCAUUUCUUGUUUGAAAUUAGAUCCAGUUGCUCCUGCAGACUGAGGAACAGCUCCCUCGAUGGCUUCGAAGACUUGUCCAAUUCGAGAAGCACGUGGACUUCCCAAACAAAAAAGCACCAUUAAAGACGCGGGUAAUGAGAAAGAAUUAGUAAUAAUUAACCAAAGGUUGCGGAAUACGGGCGAUAACAAUCGAAGGUCCAAACGCCUUUGCUGACCAACGAUGUGCUUUGCGUAAUUUUCGUGCAUGUGAUAAAUGUUCAAAAGCACGCGUUAUGAGAUUGUGAGUGAUAGAAGUUCUAAAUGCGGGUGAUCAGAUUACGUUCUGUACAAAUGAAGUUGGCUGCAUGUCUGCUGUGCAUACCUAAUGGCGACCUGGAGAUUAGGAGUGCGGCCUCCUUUUGUCCACCGCAAUAAAUAAAAGAAUAAAUAGAGGCUCGGCAUGCAAACUUGUGAACAUAUAAAGAAAACAAGGAGAGGUAAAAUAAGUUCACAUCAAGGAAACAAGAGCAAUCGAAUCCCUUCUUAAAAGGCGAUCAAAUGAAAGGCAGUAGGGACCCUGCCCUAGUAACCUCUUGUUCAAUUCACUAGCCUGCUUCAACUCGGUCUUCAGCCAAAAAAAAGAUUGGCCAAGACAAGGCAAGACAAUUUAGCCUACAUUGUGCUUAUUAGGGGCACUAAUCUCUAACGUAGUCCUCUGAUUUUAAACCGUCAAACACUAUAAUCAUAAUUAACUCUGGUCUGAUUUCAUUACUGGUUUAACCAAGUCUUUACUAAGUCUUUAAAUGACAUUUUCUCCAGUUAUAUAGCGCAUGUGUUCUCCUUAAAAUACGUAGAAGCGUUAAUUUUUUAUCAUUAUGUCGUAUUAAGCUGUAUGAUACCAUUUGUGGGUUUGGACAUCCGGGAGAUGACAGUGAGGAACAGGAAGUGGAAUCAGAGUCUCUGGCGGAAGUUAUGGAAAUCAAAAAUAAACUGGAGGAACAGGACGCCAAGUAAGCCAAUAAGCUUAUUUCAUUCAAAUGGGGUAUAUUUUCACAGACAAAGCAAUAUAGACCUCCUUACCCAAACCAUUACCUCCUUCUCCAACCAAGCUGGCUCGUUUAUCGCAUGGUUUCUUGGAAUAGAGCCUUUUCACUCAAGAAGGCAGCACUAGGCAAAUUUAUUUCAUUUUCAUUGUUUUGGGACACCAAUAUGGCGGUAGUGACGUUGUGUGAAAAUGCUCUAUAGCGAUACAACAUGGUUAGCCCGGGGGUGGGGGGGGGGAGUAAACCUGGGAAUUCUUGGUGAGGGACUGCCGCCCGGUUCUCCAAAUCCUGACCCUUUUUCAGACCAAAAAAUGGCAUUUUCCACACCCGUUUUCAGACCAGACCUCUUAAAUCCAUACCCGUUUUCAGACCUCGCCUUUAGGUAGAAAUUAUGUAAUCAUUACUUAGAUUAGAGCGCAAAAAAAUGCAUUUCGAAUUCGCAGUAUCCCCCACCCCCCCCGGAUUGUUAGGAGGCCUGAGUAUAGGAGAGAAGGCUAGUCAAAAUAAAUGUUGUGACUGAGGGCAGAGUGUGUCAAGCAAUUCUUAGUGGAGGGAAAUCUUUCUCUUUUCUUUUUCAAAGUAGAUGUCAUCAGAAAAAAGUCAAAAAUACGUUUGAGAGCAAAAUAACUGACAUGGACUCGAGGCGACAAUACUUGGUUUUAAGUUUUGACUCAAAAAUGUAUAAAUCGUCAUCGUAUUUGUUUUGGAUGUGGCAUCAUACAUUUCCAUAAACAAAACAUUAAAAUUAAUAUUAUUCGUGAAAGUGAUAUCGAGAGAAGAUCGGUCAGGGAUCAAACAGUAAUCCAGUUGCUUGAUCUUUUCACAAAGACCAUUUUGAAUCACUCAUGAAGUGUAAUCUUAAAGGCGCUAAAUCAGCACACUCUGUUUUUACAAUAUUAGCAUCUGCUUUUGACCAAAAGUGUCAUUAAAUAAUUGGACAGUACAAAAUGCAGGCUGUAGACUGACUGCAGACCAUUGCUUUCAGGGUCAAAGAACAAUUAAUGGGAAUAUUAUUGUCACGUUCUCAUUUGCAUGGUGAAAACAAUGGUCUGCAGCAGUCUGCAGUCUGCGUUUUGUACUGACUGGUUAAACAAUGAACUUGAUAUCGUACCAAAUAGAAAGUUCCUGUCUUAGAAUUAAUGAACAAUUUAGAUAAGAAAUAUACCUUCACUAGUGGAAGAUGAUUUUUCAAUGAUACCUCACUGUCCCGAGUUUUCAAGCAAGAGUAUUUUCCCUGAAUAGAAAUAAUAACACGUGCUAAGGUCAUACAACUCGUAAGCAAUCUUUAGCUCAGAAGAAAGUGUUCCUGAACAAGCCACACAACACAAGCCACACAAAACAAGCCACACAGCCACACAACUAGUUACCUUGGUUAACGAAAUAAGACCAUUUCAUGGCAGGUGCUAAGGUAGAAUCAUGGAUUCAAGAGCGUCCGACUACUUUCUGUCAUCUUGGUUCCCUAAUUCGUAAUCACAAUGAAUUCAUUCUGCACAAAAUUCCCUACUCAGAAAUUGCACACACAAUCACACAAUAUGUAAAAAUGUUUUUAGUGAAAGAGAUUUCCUAAUAACCAAUGAAUGGCCAGAAUGAAUACUUUCUCAUUAUACAGUCAUUAUACAGUAACACAUCUUUUGUUUGAAAAACAAUAGAGAUGGGAGGUAGUUACAAUUAAUUAAUGGUGGCAGGGACUUUUGCACUUUCUAGAAGUUAAUAGAAAAACAACUUGAGAAACAACAUACCCUGACAACAAAUCAUGGAGAGGUAGAAGUCACAAAUAACUAAUGGUGGCUGAGACUUAUGAAAGUCAUCUCAAAAAAUCAAUAUGAAAACCGAAGUUAUUUUGUUAAAAUAAUAAUAAAAAAAACGAAAAAUAUUUUGUUCAAAUAAUAGGUAGACAAACAAACAAACUAGAAUACAAAAAAAUUUCUAUCUGUCGGUGUUGCAUAGGAGUUGAAGUUUGGAUUAAUAUGAAGUAAUUAUUGAGAAUUUAUUGUUUGUAAUUAAAAAGGAUUGUAGAACACCUCUCCUACCAGAGGCUGGAACUAGUCUCGUGUUGGAAUAACAAAAGACAGCAACAGAUGUGGAAUACUGAUCGUACACUAAGCAAUAAUUAAUGAACGGUAAGUGCGCAGUGGACGAUGGGAAGAGAAAAAAGGCUCUCUUUCCUCUUCCCAUCCUCCCCUGCGGGCUUUCUUUUUCCCUCUCCCCAGUCCCCCUCCGACACAAAGUGGCCUCUGCAGAGGAAAGAGCUCAUUCACCAAAUAAACUUUUUUGUCGAUUUCUCUCUUUAGAAUCAAUGAGAUAUGCAGCAUCCUACGAAAGCAGACAGAAAUGUUAAAUAACAUUGCCCAGGAUUCCAAACGAGAGAAAGAGGAAAAUGAACAAGCACGAAAGAGAGAUUCUGAGAAAAGGUUUACUUUAAGGCCAUUUUAAACCUCGCGUGGUGGCUCGAUUCUUAACAAGUAGAAUCAAAAGCAAAAGCAUUUAUCAGACGUUUUUGUUUUAUUUAUUGUGUACAUUGUAUUUAUUUCAUUGUGGUGUAUAA
Messenger RNA from Porites evermanni, 20011 nucleotides. NCBI's taxonomy places the organism in Eukaryota, Metazoa, Cnidaria, Anthozoa, Scleractinia, Poritidae. The record is from the annotation of a GenBank genome assembly.